GGCCAAUCAGAUAGCACAUGGGCGGGUUUUUCAGCUGCCACUCACAGCCCUUAUAAACUUUGUGUACCGUGACUGGACGCUAUUUCUCCUUUCUUCUCCUUCCUAGACGAGUGUACAGAUCAAAUAUGCUGCUUCUUGCGAUCCUGGCCGUCGGCCUGAGCACCGCAGCCUCGGCUCCUCCACUGGACCCGGAACUUGAUGACCACUGGGACAUGUGGAAGAGCUGGCACAGUAAAAAAUACCAUGAGAGAGAGGAGACCUGGAGGAGGAUGGUGUGGGAGAAGAACCUGAAGAAGAUUGAGCUGCACAACCUGGAGCACACCAUGGGCAAACACACCUACCGUCUGGGCAUGAACCACUUCGGAGACAUGCCUCAUGAAGAGUUCAGGCAGAUGAUGAAUGGUUACAAGGCCAAAAAAGUGCACAAGGUCAAGAGCUCCAUGUUCCUGGAGCCCAACUUUGUGGAGCUGCCCCGCUCUGUGGACUGGAGGGAGAAGGGAUUGGUCACCCCAGUCAAGGAUCAGGGUCAGUGUGGUUCCUGCUGGGCCUUCAGCACCACUGGAUCUUUGGAGGGUCAGGUCGCCAGGAAGACUGGUACGCUGGUGUCUCUGAGCGAACAGAACCUGGUGGACUGCUCCAGACCUGAAGGAAACGAGGGAUGCAAUGGAGGCCUGAUGGACCAGGCCUUCCAGUACGUGCUGGACAACGGAGGCCUGGACUCCGAGGACUCGUACCCCUACCUGGGAACUGAUGACCAGCCGUGCCACUACGACCCCAAGUACAACUCCGCCAACGACACCGGAAUGGUGGACAUCCCCAAAGGCAAGGAGCGCUCGCUGAUGAAGGCCGUGGCCACCGUCGGACCUGUAUCGGUCGCCAUUGACGCCGGGCACGAAUCGUUCCAGUUCUACAAAUCAGGAAUCUACUACGAGAAGGACUGCAGCAGUGAGGAACUAGACCACGGCGUGCUGGUGGUUGGGUACGGCUUUGAGGGCGAGGAUGUUGAUGGCAAGAAGUACUGGAUUGUGAAGAACAGCUGGAGUGAAAACUGGGGUCAAGAUGGUUACAUCCUGAUGGCCAAAGACCGAAAGAACCACUGUGGCAUUGCAACGGCUGCCAGCUACCCUCUGGUCUAGACUGCGUCUAGUUUUUUUUUUCAUUCUUGCAAUAGCUUCAACACGAUGCUUUGCACGCACUCAGUGGAACACAUUGACAGGAGAUUCUGCGGUGUCUGUUUUAUUUUCAUUUUUUUAUCCGCUGUUUUUAGGGAAAUGAGGCCAUGCUGUUUGAUUUUAUGUCACUUUAUUUGUGUGAAAAGAUUUUAAGCGGCUCCCUGUAAAUAUGUGUGUGCGCGACUUGGUGAGUGGGAAGGAGUUAAACAUGCCUCUUGUAAAUGAUUUGUUUUUGUACUUUUCAUGUGAUCAAUAAAAAUAGUAAAACUCCA
Molecule: messenger RNA, 1444 nt
Organism: Synchiropus splendidus (mandarinfish)
Lineage: Eukaryota; Metazoa; Chordata; Actinopteri; Syngnathiformes; Callionymidae
Gene: ctsla
Product: cathepsin La
Exons: 8
Coding region: 126-1136 (336 amino acids)
Biological process (GO): immune response
Cellular component (GO): lysosome
Molecular function (GO): cysteine-type endopeptidase activity
Source: RefSeq, a predicted model, not a curated record